Messenger RNA from Cucumis melo (muskmelon), 2272 nucleotides. RefSeq lists its product as hypothetical. Lineage: Eukaryota; Viridiplantae; Streptophyta; Magnoliopsida; Cucurbitales; Cucurbitaceae. The transcript has 3 exons. Bases 282 to 1997 code for a protein of 571 amino acids. The record is from RefSeq and is a predicted model, not a curated record.
AAUUUCCAUUGACGAUUCUGAUUGGUGAAGUCCACACAAAUCGGACAAACCUUGUCGGUUUUAAUUUCCCUCCAUAUCAAGGUAAAUACAUAUUCUUCUUCUUCGUUACAAAGACUUCCAUCGAUUCUUUAACUUUUUCUCUUUUCAAUUUUUCCUUAUUCCCCAAUGAUUUGAUCCUUACGAUGCCACUCCAUACCUGAAAAUGCCGCCCAUAAGACUCGUUUCCACAUUCAAGCGCUCUUCAAUGCUGCAUACUUCCAGGUGGGGCAGCCCUUGUAAUUAUGGCAUCCGGAUGCAGCUGGUUCAACUGGAGCAAUGCUCAUUACCUUUUGCCCUCAGAUGAGCCCGACCAUUUCUCGUUGCCUUCCCCAACUCCUGAAUGGCCUCAAGGUGGAGGUUUUGCUUCUGGAAUAGCAAGUCUUGGGGAGAUUGAGGUUCUCAAAAUCACCCAAUUUGUUUCAAUAUGGGGCUGCAAUCUAUCACGCAGAGGAAAUAAUGGUUUCACAUUUUACAGACCAUUAAGGAUACCUGAAGGAUUUCACUGCCUUGGUCACUAUUGCCAACCUAAUGACCGGCCCCUUCACGGUUAUCUUCUCGUGGCGAGGGAAGUAGAUGGUUAUUUUCAGGAAAGUGAUCAUAUUAGCAACAUUGUUAAAUUGCCAGCCCUUGUAGAGCCCAUUGAUUUUACAUUGAUAUGGAGUCCAGAUGAUGGGAGUGAGGAGAAGUACGGUGAAUGUGUCUACAUUUGGCUACCUCAACCACCUGAUGGUUAUAAAUCCAUGGGUUAUUUUGUCACUAACAAGCUAGAAAAGCCUGAAGUGGGUGAAGUAAGGUGCGUUCGAGCUGAUUUAACCGAUAGAUGCGAAACUUAUCGCUUAAUGUUUAAUAUCAGUUCUAAAUGUAAAAACUUUCUAGUACAGAUUUGGAGUACAAGAGCAUGUCACCGAGGGAUGCUUGGUAGGGGAGUUCCUGUAGGAACAUUUCACUGUUGUAGUUACAAGGGAACCGAAAAAGAGCUUCCCAUUGCUUGCCUAAAAAACCUGGAUUCUACACUGCCUACAAUGCCUAACAUUAAUCAGAUUCAUUCUCUAAUCAACCACUAUGGACCCACUGUCUUCUUCCAUCCCGAAGAGAUAUACUUGCCAUCUUCUGUUUCAUGGUUUUUCGAAAAUGGGGUGCUAUUACACAGAGAUGGCAUGUCAUCUGGGGAGGCCAUACAUGUCUGUGGUACAAAUUUGCCUGCUGGUGGGAGAAAUGAUACAGUAUGUUGGAUGGAUUUGCCAACUGAUGGCUGUAGAGACAAGAUCAUAUAUGGAAAUCUGGAAAGCGCCAAGCUUUACGUUCAUGUAAAGCCAGCUUUGGGAGGGACAUUCACAGAUAUUGCUAUGUGGGUGUUCUGUCCUUUCAAUGGGCCAUCCACUCUUAAACUUGGAAUUGUGAAUAUUAGUCUAGGGAAAAUUGGACAACAUGUUGGGGAUUGGGAGCAUAUCACUCUCAGGAUCUGCAAUUUUUCAGGAGAACUCUUCAGCAUUUACUUUUCCCAGCACAGUGGUGGUGAAUGGGUGGAUGCUUACAAUUUAGAAUUCAUAGAAGGAAACAAAGCCAUUGUUUACUCCUCAAAGAGUGGACAUGCUAGCUAUCCUCAUCCUGGGCUCUACAUCCAAGGCUCUUCCAAACUCGGGAUUGGAAUAAGGAACGACUGCGCACGUAGUCAUCUUUUUAUUGAUUCAAGCAUACAUUAUGAAAUUGUCGCAGCAGAGCACCUGAGAUGCAAUGAAAUUGUGGAGCCUUGUUGGUUGCAGUUCAUGAGAGAGUGGGGUCCAACUAUUGUCUAUAGCUCGAGAACGAAGCUUGACAACUUCAUCGAUCGCCUUCCGUUGAAAAUUAGGCUUACGGUUGCAAAUAUAUUCAGAAAGUUACCAGCAGAAUUGUUUGGAGAGGUUGGUCCAACUGGGCCAAAGGAGAAAAACAAUUGGGAAGGAGAUGAGAGAGGCUAAUUAUUAUUAUUAUUAUUAUUAUUAUUAUUUGUGCAUUCCAUUUAUUGCUGCUUUUUCUCACUCUGUUGGUUGUUGUAAUGGCAGUUUGAGAUGUUCAAAUGACAAAGAGUUGUGUGCUUUGACCCCAACUCCAUUUUAACACAAUUCAAUUUCUUAUGUAUUGAUUCUUGGUUGGGACAACAGGGGUACAUAGAUGGAAUCUGAGCCUCUUUCUAUUGUAAUUUAGAGUUGGGGUAUAUCAUUAAUACUACUUUUGGACUCAUGUUUGAUUAAUA